Molecule: messenger RNA, 4080 nt
Organism: Acanthaster planci (crown-of-thorns starfish)
Lineage: Eukaryota; Metazoa; Echinodermata; Asteroidea; Valvatida; Acanthasteridae
Product: sodium/calcium exchanger 3-like
Biological process (GO): sodium ion transmembrane transport; cell communication; calcium ion import across plasma membrane
Cellular component (GO): postsynapse; sarcolemma; axon
Molecular function (GO): calcium:sodium antiporter activity
Source: RefSeq, a predicted model, not a curated record
UGUCAAAUCUGAUCCGGAACAUUUUUAUUGAAGUCACACCAAAUGGCAAAAGGAAGACUGAAAUUCUGUACAUGAAUGCAGUUGAUCACUUCCUGCCAAGAGGGAUGUCCUGGAAAUGAACUAACUUGUCACAUGUCCAAAUGUAUAUUGACCUUAAAAAGGUGCGUACGUACACCAGUUUGUUUGUGUUGGGGUUGUUUUAUCGUUUCACCUUUGUGUUAAUGGAAAGUUGGUUGGAGCAGUAACUGGAAUACGUAAUUUGAAACUUCUUUUGGAUAAGACCGGUAGUUCUGUAGAAAUAGAUUUCUUGUAGACAGGAUAAGAACCAGGGCAUGACUUGUUUUGUUCUUCUGCUUCAUUGUUUGAAGUUCAACUAAGACAACUGAAAUCUUCCAAAUGUGUUUUCAUUCAUAACGUGUACUGGUACAUGUACAGGGAUAGGACAGUGCAGAUGAUAUCCAUAUUUGAUGAUAGAGGUAGUCCUUGAAUAAUUAUGCAAAUGAAUGACAUUGUAUGCCAAAAGUCAUCUAUUCAGAUGGCUGUUAUUAUACCAAUUAAUGCUAAUUGCUAAUAAUUUACAUGUAGUUGCCACAGCAGAGUUUGGUACUAAAAAGGAAGUACACAUUAGCUCUAUAAGUACCCGUAAGUGUGUAGAAAGCUUGGAGCAGCCCAACCCAGUUAUGGUAGUGUGUAGGCAGUGAAUGAGAGUGCGUGGGAUGCCAUCACGAACCUGUAGCAGUGUGUGAGCUGGUGGCCUUCACCCCUGGAAUUUGUGCAUGCCAACACUACACACUUGGCUAGUGUAAUAAUAAGUACCGCAGUGGCGACUCGGUGUCGAGCACAACCAGCUCCAUUCAGACUGUUGCCAGUGUGAAGGGGUGUGUGUGCACCCAAGCAAGCUUUCAGCGUUGAUCAGCACUUCGCCGGUGUUACUGCCCGAGUGCCUUGAGGUGCUGGGUUGCUGUUGGCUGUUGAGGAGGAAUAAUAGUGCUUUGCCUCCAUUGUUUAACAUCAAUGUUUGUGGAAUAUUUUGAGAAGUUGAAGCAAGGAAUAUUGUGAAUCUUGCACUGGGGUAUUAACUGAUCCGAUCACAAACUGAACAAUGGAGAAUGUGACAGACGAGCCCAGGGUCUGUGAGGGCCUGAUCCUACCACUGACUGACGAGUCCGGUUGGAGUCUUGGGUCGCGGAUAGCGCUUUACUUUGUGGGCCUGAUCUGGAGUUUCUUGGCUGUGGCUAUUAUCGCCGAUGUGUUCAUGGUCUCCAUUGAAGUCAUCACCAGUCGGACUCGGCUGCUCAAGAUCGCCAACCCAGACUUCCCCGGCGGCAUUGAGGAAGUGGAGAUCCGCAUCUGGAAUGACACGGUGGCCAACCUGACCCUGAUGGCCCUGGGCUCCAGCGCCCCGGAGAUCCUGCUCUCCAUCAUUGAGAUCGCCGGCAAUAACUUCAAGUCGGGCAAGCUGGGGCCCAGCACCAUCGUGGGCUCAGCCGCCUUCAACCUGCUGGUCAUCACGGCCGUCUGCAUCAUGGCCAUCCCCAAGGGCGAGUGCAAGGGCAUCCGGAUGAUCAAGGUGUUUGCCACCACCACCGCCUUCUCGAUCUUUGCCUACAUCUGGCUCUACCUGGUCCUGCAGGUGAUCAGCCCCAACAAGAUUGAGAUCUGGGAGGCGGUGGUCACCUUCAUCUGUUUCCCCAUCUUGGUGGUGGUUUCCUACAUGUUUGACCGAGACUUCUGUGGUACCAAGAAGCAUGAGCCGGACAUGGAACUCGGAAUAGCUGAAGGUUCUCCGUUCCUGUCCGCCGGCCAUGUGGACAAGAAGGCCGUGGCUGAGUUCAUGCGUGAGGUUGGGCGGCACCCGGAUCUUGACGAGUCGACCAUCGCACAGCUGAUUGCCUUGGAGGCCCAGAAGCAUGAGGUGCACUCCCGCAGCUGGUACCGCGUCAACGCCUCCAGGGCCCUGCUGGGGCAGAAGAAGAUCGAGCAGGAGGUGGAGCCUCGCGUUCUGGAACUGUAUCAAAAGAUCAAGAACAAAGAACUGCCAGCCAACCUGCCGCAGACUGACCACUCGGCGGGAGGCACCAAGGCUGUGGUGGAGUUUAGAGCCUCCUCCUGCGCCGUGUACGAGAAUGAAAAGAAAGUGCAUAUCGUGGUGGAGCGCUUUGGACUCAUGAGCGUCCAGGCAGUUGUAAGGUAUGAGACGGUUAAUGGCACGGCAGAGGCUGGCUCAGACUACAUUGCCCAGCGAAGCACCCUGGUCUUUGAGCCAGGCGAGACGGAGAAGAUCAUCGAGAUUGAGAUCAUUGACGAUAAUGAGUGGGAGCCAGAUGAGACGUUCUUUGUCAAGCUGGCCAUGGACCCCAGUGAGGAGGCUUGCCUGGGACAUCGCUCAGUCAUGCAGGUCAUCAUCAUGAACGAUGACGAGCCCGGAGUCUUUGAGUUCACCAAGACCAGCUACCUGAUCAAGGAGAGUGCGGGCAGUGUCUUUGUCCCCGUCAGCCGUAACCAGGGUGUGGACGGCAAGGUGGAGGUCCAGUGGCGCACCAAGGACAUGGAGGCGGUCAAUGGCAAGGACUACGUGGGCGGGGAGGGCACGCUGGUCUUUGAGCACAAUGAGAAGGAGAAGGAAAUUGAAAUUCCCAUCAUUGAUGACCAGGAGUAUGAGAAGGAUGAGAGCUUCCAGAUUGAGCUGUUUGAACCCACAGGCGGGGCCCAGCUUGGCCGGCUCAAGAAGACGGUGGUGACCAUCAUCAACGAUGAUGAUUAUGCUAGCAUCCUGGACCGAGUGGUUGCUAUCACUCACGUCAACAUGGACCGUCUUAAACUUGGCAAUGCCUCCUACGCUGACCAGUUCAAAGAUGCCAUGAAUGUCAAUGGCGGCGAUGUGGAAGGAGCCGGGGCACUAGACUAUAUCAUGCACUUCCUGACUUUUGGAUUCAAGGUCAUCUUUGCAAUUGUCCCGCCACCGGGAUUCCUCAACAGUGGUGGCUGGAUCACGUUCGUCUGUGCCCUUGGCAUGAUUGCCAUCCUGACGGCCCUUGUCGGGGAUCUUGCCUCCAUCUUUGGCUGCCUCAUCAACCUGGAUGCCAGCAUUACGGCCAUCACCUUUGUGGCACUGGGCACCAGUCUACCCGAUCUCUUUGCAAGCAAGACGGCCGCCCUGAACGAGAAGUAUGCCGACAACUCCAUCGGUAAUGUUACCGGCAGUAACUCUGUCAAUGUCUUUCUGGGUCUUGGGUUGCCCUGGUUGAUAGCAUCGAUCUACUGGGCUGCUAAGGAUGACGAGUUCAUUGUUCCUGCUGGUGCCUUGGCCUUCAGCGUCAGUGUCUACACCAUCUGUGCUGUGGCGUGCAUCAUCUUACUCAUGCUACGCCGUUUCCUGCGCGUCUUUGGCAAGAACGAGCUGGGCGGACCCUUCGGCCCCAAAAUAGGCUGCGGCGUAUUCCUGAUCUCUCUCUGGGUCCUGUACAUCCUGUUGUCAUCCUUCCAAGUCACUAAAUACAUUUUCCCUAUUGAUGAGUAGACAGGCGCUUACGGUAAAGUUUAGCGUGCUCUGAGAUAUUUGAAAUUUUGGGGGAGACCCGUAAUUCCGCAGGGACGGGAGGGGGGAUAACUUUGGUAGCCAGGUCUUGACCUUGUGAUCUGAUCGACCUAUUCCCAUGUGCCCCAUGCACAAGUAACCCUCCACAGCAAGAAACGAUCAACAUUGUUGCUGCCAAAGAACGUUGGAGUUGCAGUUGUGACCGUGCAUCCCUCUAGCAGCAGUAAGUAUGGGCAUGCGACCAGUGCGAUCGACGUACAUGCAUAACAUGUCAUUGGGCUCUCUUGAGUCGUCUACACAGUAUGUACAAUUUUAUUGCAUUGCAUGCAGCCCACAGAAAUUACUUCAAGUGUAUUUGCCCUUUAUAAAGCCCCCCUCCCCCCAAAAUGGUGUGCCCUCGUCAAAGAAUGAAAUAUUGUAGGUACGUACAACCUAUUUAAUGACCAGGGGCCAAUGUCAUACAGCUGCCUAAGCACAAAAUUUGAUUAAGCGCGAGAAAAACCUUGCUUGACAAAUCAGGUUAACAGCCAAAACUCCAUGUG